UACACAUCACAGCGGUCGAGAGUAUGAAAUAGACAUGUUAAAGCCAAGUCAAUCUAGAGCUGUACACUUUUCAGUAUUGUUGGAGAGAGUUUUCCUCAGAGUAGGAUCGGCAGAGACAGAUGAGCAGCUGCAGAAUGUGAUCUGCAAAUUUUUACCACCCGUGCUGUUGAAACUGGGCAGUCAACAGGAUGGUGUAAGGAAGAAGGUGAUGGAAUUGCUAGUUCACAUCAACAAACGUGUGAAGAGUCGACCGAAGGUACAGUUACCUGUGGAGGCACUCCUGUUACAGUAUCAAGACCCUGCUGCGUCGCCCUUUGUCACGAAUUUCACUAUUAUAUACCUUAAGUUGGGUUACCCACGCAUGGGAAUAGAGAAACAAGCAGAGCUAGCCUCAUCGCUUAUCAACUGUUUGGAUGGUAAACCACAACUGCAUCAAGAUAGCCUCAUGUUCAUGCUGAUGCCGGUGCUAGGCAGCAUUAACGUCCCGGCCGACCCAAGCCGCCGCAAGUCCGCGUUCUGUUUUGCCGAGAAACCUCAGACUGCCAAGCUGCUUCUGGACUUCAUGAUGGACGUACUGCUGCUUCCUUACGGGACGACGAGUCAGGUGCGGCCGGGGUCGUCGGCCGCGCAGGGCGGCGAUAGCGCCCCCUCACCACCGCCGGGGAUGAGCGAGUAUGCACUGAAGCGAGUCACGGGAGAUAAUCCGCUCUCACCCGAAGCCCUAGAGAAGGCGAAGACUGGCAUUGUAAAGUUUUUAGCGGCCGAGUUUUUCUCGCCCGAAGAUAUCGUUUGUCAGUUGGUGGUGGCAACGUCGGACACGAGGCAUGGUGUUGCUGGUGCUGCAGAUAUGGAACUUAGAAAGAUCAGUGGGGUCAUUGAUUGGAAUAAAACUGAGAUCAUUGUGAAGCUGUACAAUCUAUUUAGAGGAACUCUGCUGACAAAGGAACAAAGGGUAUCAGUCAAGCCUGAGCACAAACGAGCUACUGCUAACACGAGAAUAAAGCUCAAGAUUCUCCCAUACCUCCUCAAGUCGAGGGAGGCUGCAAAUCAACUACCCUAUGCAAUACAGGUGAUAUUUGACUGUCUGUAUGGAGCCAAUACUAACGCGAAGCUAAAGAACAUGGCUGUGCAGUUUGUCUAUCAUCUAUGCAUCAGUUGCAGUGAGGCAAAGCUUGCCCCUGUGGGCCUAGUUCUGCUCUCUGGUAUGAUCAAGUUGGCUUCAGAAACAAAGGAGGACAACAAGUUACGAGGGAUGGCGUACAUUGCGGUUGGCAAGCUGUGUAACAAGCUUCCACAGCUCGCUGUGCGUGACAUAGCCAUGGUGCAGACGUUCUUUGACUGCAUACCUAAGGAGGACAAUGAGACAAAGCUGGCUCUUCAGGAGGCCCUGUCGCUCAUCGCUCCAACUUUCAAGGGAAUGACCGGUCCCAACGUGUUUCUCAUAGAAGCGAUGAUCCUACAGAACAUAGAACGGGCCGAACCCCUUGCAAGACUGAUGGCUCUCAACUUUGCCAAUGUAGUGUUUCCUCACAAUCACAUACCUUCACGAUAUGUGCUUCUACUUGCUACUGGGGACUCUAAGGAGCAGGUUCGUACGGAGGCAAUGAAGAUCCUGCACUCUACUCCGGGGAGCAGCAGUGGAACGAUCACAGCCAAGCAGCAGUCACCCGCUUCCUGCGACGACGAUUCGCUGUUUCCUGCCUUCGCUGACAUGGCCGCCUUCAUACAGACUAGGGCAGAAUCCAGGCAGAAUGGUUCAUCGAGGUAUGUGAUGGGAAACCACACGCUGCCGUUCAAUCCCGGUGCUUUCGGUCAAAUCGUGCUCUACCUGCGCAUGUGUCUCGCCUACAACGCCGGCGUGCUGUCGGACAUGGAGUCGGUGAGCAGCAUGCAGGGACAGUCGCCCGCGCUGACGACGUACGUGCGGCGAGUGCUGAGCGAGGAGGCAGAGGGCGCCGGCGGUCGCCACGACGAGGGCAUGGGGAGCAACGUGAUUCACAUCUACCUGUCUCUCAUCCAGCAGCUGCUGCCGGCCGCUGCGCUUUACUCGGUGAUGUGGUGUCUGCUGGAGAUUGUAGCCGUGGCUGCCGAUCUACUCGCACCAAAGUUUGUGGACAGUCUCAAAGCUGAGCAGACCUGGACUGAGAUCAGAAUGUGCGGAGGCUGCUACGAAUCCGUCCACUCUGUUCUGUUCUUCCUCCUGGCAACGGCUUCAUGUGCGACAUUCACCGCAAGUCGUGCAGAGGUAAACCGAAACACGUCAACGGACAAGACACAGGAGGUUCAGCACGGAGCGAUGCUAGCAUUGAGCUUCACGUUAUCGCGGAGGCUGCGGAACAGUACCGAAGAGCAGCAGCAGUCGCCUCCUAAUUAUGCCAGCACUGCCGUGAGAGCUGUAGCGGCGUUUCUCAGCAGCACUAACGCAGUGCUGAGCGUGGGAGCCUGCUCCGCUAUCGGGGAGAUCGCUCGCAACAUGCCGCUGCCGCUGCCCAGCGGUGAGCUAGAGACAGAGAGCAAGGAGAUGACAAAGGCCUGCAUUGUCAACACGCUGCUCAAGAAAAUGUCCAGCUCUCAGGAACCCAACAGCGUGAAAGAAAAGGCAAUGCAGACUCUAGCAAAUUUGUGUGUUGCUGAUGAUACGUUCCCGUGGAAACGCCAUAUUCUAGAAAAACUUCUCAGUUCACCACAGCCACACCAGAUAGAUCUAAACUUUGCCUGCGGAGAUGCCCUCGUCUCUGCUGCUCUAGGAAGGAAGUCCGCAGCACGGCGUGACAUGUGGGUGCAGUCCGAGAAAGAUUUCCUCAAGGAGAAUCUAUCUGAGAAGGGUGAUGAUCACGUGUCCUGGCUGCUAGAUCAGCUGCUAGAGAAGCUAGGAGGAAAGAGCAAUGCUAUCACCCGACAGGCGGCGUGUGUGUGGUUGCUGACGCUGGUGAGUAAAGCUGCGGAACACGAGGCAGUGACAGCACGCCUCAUCGACAUACAGACGUCAUUCAUCAACAUGCUCGCAGACACCGACGAGCUGACGCAGGACGUGGCGAGUAAAGGUCUUGGCCUGGUGUACGAGCGAGGCGGGGAGGAGGCAAAGAAACAGCUGGUGGACCUGCUACUGGACACACUGAUGACCGGCCGCAGGAAGAAAACUGAGGUGACAGAUAACACCAAGAUUUUUGAACCAGGAACUCUGGGAAAGGCACCUGGCGGGUCUGGUAGUCUGACUACAUACAAAGAACUAUGCAGCCUAGCAUCCGACCUCAACCAACCCGACCUAGUGUACAAAUUCAUGCAUCUCGCCAACCACCACGCCAUGUGGAACUCUAAAAAGGGCGCUGCGUUUGGGUUCACUGUCAUCGCGACGCAGGCGCGCGAUCAGCUCGAACCACAUCUCCCCAAGAUCAUCCCGCGGCUGUAUCGCUACCAGUACGAUCCCAAUGCGAAGAUACAGCAGGCGAUGACGAGCGUGUGGAACGCACUGGUCGCCGACAGCAAGAAAAUGGUGGAUUUGUACAUGAAGGAUAUCCUGCAGGAUCUAAUAUCUAACCUCACGAGCAGCAUGUGGCGAAUCAGGGAAUCCAGUUGCCUAGCGCUGAACGAUCUGCUACGGGGGCGCCCCCUGGAUGACGUCAUACCGGAGCUUCCGACGCUGUGGCAGACGCUGCUUCGCGUGAGAGACGACAUCAAGGAGAGCGUUCGCAAUGCUGCCGACAUUGUACUGCGCACCCUUAGCAAGUGCUGCGUGAAGAUUUGCGAUCCAAACUACGGCAAGGUGGGAGGCGACGCGAUGCGACAGCUGCUGCCUGUGUUGCUGAGUGAUGGAGUCGGAAGCAGCGUCGCAGAGAUCAGAAGCUUCAGCCUGCAGACGCUGGUGAAGCUGAGUAAGAACGCGGGACCACUACUGAAGCCACACAUAGCCGUGCUCGUCGCCGCGCUGCUGGAAGCUCUCAGCGAACUCGAGCCGCAGAUGCUCAACUACCUGAGUCUGCACGCCGCGCAGAGCCAGGAGACGCUGGACAAGCUGGACAGUCAGAGAGUGGCCGUCUCAAAACUUUCGCCGAUGAUGGAAACCAUUAACAUGUGCGUGCAGUACGUGGAUGAAGGAGUGCUUACUGAACUAGUGCCUCGACUGUGUGACCUCAUUAGAACCGGUGUUGGACUGGGAACCAAGGUUGGCUGCGCAAACCUUGUGAUUUCACUAUGCUUCCAUUCACCGCAGGAUCUUACAGCUCAUACAGGAAAGCUGAUGAAGGCUAUGCUACAUGGACUCACGGAUAGAAAUGCUACAAUUCGCAAAAGUUACGCACAAGCUCUUGGUCAUCUAGUCAAAUGUGCGAGAGAUGCCAGUGUUGGUAAGCUCUUAACAAAACUCAGAAGCUGGUACAUGGAAAAAGAAGACGAGUCGUUGAGGCUGGCGGUUGCCUACACCCUGCAGGCGAUUAGUAAGAACAGUCCUGACGUGAUGCGCGCCUAUGCGACCCAAGCUGUUCCUCUCGUCUACUUCGCAAUGCACCGCAAAUGGGACAAGACAAAAGGAGAAACGGAUGCAGAGCAGUCCAUCUGGGAGGAUGUAUGGUUGGAAUCCACUCCAGGUACGGAAGGUGGCAUCAGGUUGUACAUAGAAGAGCUGGUAGAGAUAACACAGGCCGGCCUGGAGUCAAACUCAUGGCCCAUGAAAGCGCAGGCAGCUUCCGGAAUCGAGAUGAUAGCAAAUAAGAUGGCAGGGAACUUGGGAGCGCCCCACCUCGGCAAGCUGCUAACGGCAUUGAUCGCCGGACUCGCGUCGCGCACGUGGGAUGGCAAGGAGGCCCUGCUGAAGGCAGUCGCUGCAAUCUGCACCAACUGCAAGCACGCGUUGUCAGCGAGCGUCGAGGGGCAGCCCAGCGUGGAGGAGCUGCUGGCGGCCGUGAUGCGUGAGUGCCGCAAGGAUAAACUCGGCUACAAGCUGGAGGCGGUGCGUGCGGCGGGCAUCAUGGUCGACGAGUUGGGAGAGGACAGGUUCACGCAACUGUGGGAGCUGCUACUGCCGUCGCUUCGCAAGGAUAAAUCAAAAAAUGAAGACAGUGAUUCUGAUGAGGAGGUUUCCAGCAAAAGCUCAAGGGUUACCAUGAAACUAGAUUUCCAAAGUGUGUCAUAUGAAGCAUUAGGGAAAGCGUGGCCAAAGCAACCUGCUACACAGGAUAUGUGGCAGGAACAGUUCUGUGAGUUGCUGGUGUGUGAAUUGCCAAACACAACGUGGAAAGUCCAAUUAUCAAUCCUGCGAGCAAUGCAGAGCUUUAUAUCUAGAUUGUGUGUUUUGGAGAGCUCUGAGAACAUAGAGAAACAUGAACAAGUUGUGCUGAAGCUAGUGUCACAGAUAGUACCCCCUGUCUGUCAAUCUAGUGGCAUAGCAAAGUAUGCAGCGGUGCGCACGGAAUCAAUCACCGUUUUAGAAAAACUGAUUGCCAAGCUGAUAGCCGCCGAUCGAUUAGCAAUUCUUCCGGAACCACUCUCCAGUCUGAUAGAUGGCGCCCUCACAGCGAUGGCGACCGACAACCAACCGGAGCUGAAGCAUCGGGCAGCAGAGCUGCGCAAGAGCUUAACGACUAGCAAAUAGACGAGAUCCCAAUGGAAGCGGGGAUUCCGUUGCGUCGUUUACCUCUCUGUUACUGAGAGAAGGGCUUGCAGUGGUUUUAAGAGAUUGUUCUUGCGCUAGCCUGAGAGAGAGAGAGAGAGAGAGAGAGAGAGAGAGAGAGAGAGGAAAAGGCCAAUCAGUGGGGCUAAUGUCUUUUCGAUUCCUUUUCGUAGUAGCAGCGCUGACUGCGCACGGGCGGUGGGAGCGCAUGCACGUGCGACGAUGGGAGUGGAAUCGCGUUGGGGGUUUUAUAUAUCACCACUUGUCCGAGUCGACAGAUGUCAGCGUUGCAUCUCGCGGUGAAGUCUGGACGGACGCCCCUUCACUCUCGUCGAUGCCUUAUGCGGUACGUCGCUAUCACUAUUUAUAUGAAGCGUGUUGGCAUAUACGGAUACGUUAUAUCGUAUACGUAUAAUUUACGAGAUGCUGGUAGUGUGUGGUCUACAUGCUCCCACUGAGCUCGCCCGCUCUAGUUUCUGCUUUGGCUGCCACCUUGUCUGUAAUAUUGGGAAUCGUCUCUAGCUUGUGUGAGAGCUGUCCUCGGUUACUGAGCAUACAUGCUAAAGACGUCAUACAGACAUACGGUCUACAGACGUAUACAUGCGCGUCGCUGACGGUGUGUAACGCAUAGAAAAUCUGGUGUCACGAGCCGCGAGAAGUUUUUACCGAGAGAUCGUCGUUCCUCGUUCGCGCAUUUCGAUUGAUAUGUUCGAAGCGCGAUGGCUGCUGGUGGUGGUAGUGAGUUCAGGGUCCGUUUGAAGUAGCUAGCACUGCAUUUCUGUCUGCAUUCUGUGUGUUCAAGCUCUCUAUAUAUGCAGUAUGAAGUUUGCAUCGUAACACGUUCGAUUUCGAUGACGCGACUUCGUUCCAUAUUCGUGAUUCAAACAUGGCUUGAAAUGACGUGGUCUUGUAUUUAAACACCCAUAGCGUGUGUAUUAAAGGCAUACUAGGCCCAUUGAUUAUGCAAUGUUGACGAAUGCUAGAGUAACUGGCACCUUGUGUA
This is a messenger RNA of Priapulus caudatus, 6608 nucleotides long. Its product is annotated as proteasome-associated protein ECM29 homolog. Lineage: Eukaryota; Metazoa; Priapulida; Priapulimorpha; Priapulimorphida; Priapulidae. Gene Ontology annotation, cellular component: cytoplasm; nucleus. The record is from RefSeq and is a predicted model, not a curated record. Gene Ontology annotation, biological process: proteasome assembly. Gene Ontology annotation, molecular function: molecular adaptor activity. The coding region runs from base 35 to 5587 and encodes 1850 amino acids. The transcript has 47 exons.